Messenger RNA from Benincasa hispida (wax gourd), 1177 nucleotides. RefSeq lists its product as uncharacterized. The record is from RefSeq and is a predicted model, not a curated record. Gene Ontology annotation, molecular function: nucleoside triphosphate diphosphatase activity. Lineage: Eukaryota; Viridiplantae; Streptophyta; Magnoliopsida; Cucurbitales; Cucurbitaceae.
AAUACAGUGUUUUCCUUUUCAAGAUAGAAAAGGGAAAAGACAAGCAAGAGGCCGUUCGCUGGCUUCAGUUAUGGUAAAUUGGUUUUCUCUAACGAUUCAAACUCCCAAUCUUAUCCGCCGCAUAUCCAGCAAACUACGAGAUUGCAGAGAAAUGGCCGCACCCAUUUCACCAUUUCAGAUAAUAUUAGGUUCAUCGUCCAUCGCUCGUCGCCGUAUUCUGUCGGAGAUGGGAUACAAGUUCACUAUAAUGACGGCGGACAUUGAUGAGAAAGCGAUUAGGAAGGAAAGGCCUGAAGAACUGGUGAUGGCUCUGGCUGAGGCUAAGGCAGAUGCAAUUAUGUCAAGAAUUCUAGCCACUGGUGUUCAACUGGACAAUAAUGCACCUCCAACACUGCUAAUCACUGCAGACACUUUGUGCAGGGGAUGUGUAUCAUUCGUGAUGCUCCCUCUUUUUCUUUUUUAUGGAACAAUUAGGGAGAAACCAUCUAACAAGGAUGAAGCUCGUAAAUUUAUCAAAGGCUAUUCUGGUAGUCAUGCAUCUGUUGUAAGUUCUGUACUCAUAACCAACCUUAAGACAGGAACAAGAAAAGGGGGAUGGGAAGAGGCAGAGGUUUAUUUCUAUGACAUACCAGUGGAGAUUAUAGAUAACCUGAUUGAAGAGGACGUUACAUUCAAAGUAGCUGGGGGUCUGAUGUUGGAGCAUCCACUGACUUUGCCAUUAGUUGAGGCAGUGGUAGGUUCAACUGACACAGUGAUGGGACUUCCCAAAGCUCUUACGGAGAAACUCAUGAAUGAUGCUCUAUAGCUCGCCAAGGUAACGAAAAAACGAAGCUCUUUUACCUUUUGUUACAUCAUGUUACUGCGGAAAAUUAGGAUUGAGAUUCUUAUUCUUGUUGGGUGCCCAUCUUGGUCAUAGAUAUGAUAAGCUUCGAUUCUACAGGAACUGUUAACAGUAAGCAUUUUCCCCUGAUGUUCACAGAUUACUGUUUUCUUUAACAUCUCGAUAAACAUGCUGAUGAUUUGUAAUUUUCUUUCACUAGAGGAAAAAUAUAGUACCUUUUGUAAGAAGGGGUAAACUAGAUUACUUUUGUGAAAGAGCAUAGAUUUGAACUUUCUACCUUAAGAGGAAGGUAUAUGUGUUAUUACAUUUAAGCUAUGCUCAUGGUUUUUUCUUCUU